Spirodela intermedia is the source of this 1833-nucleotide messenger RNA. Lineage: Eukaryota; Viridiplantae; Streptophyta; Magnoliopsida; Alismatales; Araceae. The record is from the annotation of a GenBank genome assembly.
AUGAUCCCCCGGUUCCUCCGGCUCGUCCUCGUCCUACUCUGCUUGGCCACCUCCUCUUUCAGGUUGCUUGCCUCCGGACAAUGCCUCCCCGGCCAGAGCGCCGCGCUUCUCGCUCUGAAGCAGAGAUUCACCCUCUCCGCCCCCCGCAACGGCAUUUCUCCCCCUCUUCAUUCCUGGAAAGAGGGCACGGACUGUUGCCGCGCCUGGGCCGGCGUCACCUGCGAAGGGGAGCCGGGUAAGGUCGUCGCACUGGACCUCAGCGGAUCAUCCAUCUCGGGUGGCGUUCACCCGGCCCUCUUCUCUCUUACCUCCCUCCGCUCUCUCAACCUUUCCUGUAACAGAUUGAAUUUCGAUUCCGUACUUUCCCGCAGCUUCGAGCAGCUGACCAACCUGACCCAUCUCAACCUCUCCGAUUCGGGCUUCUCCGGCCAGAUCCCCGUCGGUAUAUCCCGCCUGAGGACCCUAGUCUCGCUCGAUCUCUCCGCCCCUGGUCUGUGUUCGUCAUCUUCUCUGACGCUCCAGGAUCCCGAUCUCCCCACACUAAUCCGAAACCUCUCCAACCUGCGUCAACUCUACCUCGAUGGAGUCAACAUCUCCGCCGGAGGACGCGAUUGGGGCCGGGCGUUGUCUACCUCCGUGCCCAACCUCCACGAGCUCAGCCUGUCCAGGUGUUCGCUCUCCGGCCCCAUCGACGACUCAUUCUCCCACCUCAAAUCCCUUGCCAUCCUCCGCCUGCAUGAGAACAACUUGAGCACCGAGGUGCCCGAGUUCUUGGGAGAUUUCUCUUCGUUAAGACUUCUCCGUUUAAGCACCUGCGGCCUCCGCGGAUCGCUCCCGAGAAGAAUUUUCCAGCUCCCCCACCUUGAGACGCUCGACCUGUCUAUGAAUCCCACGCUAUCUGGGAGUUUACCCGACUUUCCGCCCGGCAUCGUUCUGGAAGAACUGAAGCUGUCCGCCACAAACUUCUCCGGCACUCUGCCGGAGUCCAUCGGCAACCUCCGGCUUCUCAAGACCUUGCAUCUGACGACUUGUAGGUUCUCCGGGUCACUGCCCGCUUCAUUUCACAAUCUGACGCGGUUGGUCUCCGUCGAUCUCUCAAUCAAUAACUUCCGUGGCCCCGUCCCUUCAUUCGCGUCGUCCCCCAACAUCUCGAAGAUCGAUCUCCAGAACAAUUCUCUCUCCGGACUAUUUCCUGGAUGGAUCUUCAGUCUCCCAUCUCUCCAGUCCCUGCAACUCAACUCGAAUCGACUCUCUGGAACCCUCGGUGAGAUCCUCCCCCCCGCAGACUCUCUGCUGGAGACUGUGGAUCUGACGAGCAACGAGCUUCAGGGGUCCCUUCCGAUGUCCAUCUCGAGGCUGCAGCACCUCAAGAUCCUCAGGCUCGCUUCCAACAACCUGAGCGGAACGGUGGAGCUCAGCCUCUUCGGGAACCUAAGGAAUCUCUCCAUUCUCGAUCUUUCCUACAAUAGCCUGACCCUCCAGAGCAAUCCCGCCGCCACCCUCCCGAGCAUUCGGCGGGCGGUGAGCGAGCUGAAGGCGCACCGUGUCCUCAACAUGUCGCACAACCGAUUGACCGGUCCUAUCCCCCAAAGCAUCUGUGGCUUGAAGAUGCUCGAGUCAUUAGAUCUCUCGAAGAACAAUCUUUCCGGGGAGAUCCCUCCGGGAUUGGUGCGCCUAUCCUUCCUCUCCACCUUAUAUCUCAGUUUCAGCCAGCUCGUCGGACAGAUUCCGCAGGGAGGACAGUUCUCGACGUUUCCACGAGCUUCCUUCGAAGGCAACGAAGGACUGUGCGGGACACCGCUGUUGAGGCCUUGCGCGAACGCCACUGCGUGA